AGGGCGGGCCGUUGAAAGAAGUCCGUCUGCGCGCGGGACGCGGCUGCUGCUGCUGUCAUGCAGCUUCACUCAGCCUCCGACAGCGGCCGCGCGGCCAUGAAGACGAGCUCAGAAGUGGAGAGCACGAUGGGCAGCAAGAUGUAAAAGCUUGCUUUUGCGCGAACGUUUGUGAGCGAAUCGGAGGGAAAGAGCGAGAUGUUGGUUCGUCCGUUGAAACCCCUCAGUCCCCCCACGAUACCCCGCGACUGCCAGGUCUUGUAUCAGUACGCCAUGGGCGCGCGAAGUGCAACUAAAUUAAACGGCGCCGUCCACCUUCUCGUGUGAUGGGCGUGCAGGGCAACGGCAGCAGCUGGAACUUGUGGACCUCUUGAGGAGCGAGCAGGACUCGAGCGAAAGAUUUACAGAAAAAAAGAAGAAGAAGGUGAAACUGAGGAAGAAAAUCAAAGUAGCUUGAAAAAAGCCAUGGGUAUAAAACACUUUCUGCUGCUUUUGAUCUACGUGGACCCGCUGCACGUGCUGUGCACGACGGCGCCCAAACGCGCCAAAUCCGCGCCCAGGCGGCCGCCCAAAGCGCGCGAGCUCAACAACAGCAGCACCACGGCCAGCAGCAGCACGACGGCCACUACGCAGCGGCUCGCGCAGGCGGCCUCCACGCACGACACGUGCCUGGGCUACUACGACGUGAGCGGUCAGUUUGACAAGGAGUUCGAGUGCAACAACACGGACCACCGCUACUGCUGCGGCUCGUGCUUCCUGCGCUUCUGCUGCCAGUUCAAGGGCAACCGGCUGGACCAGAGGGCGUGCAAGAACUACAACAAGCCCGACUGGGUCAAGACUGUGCCCCCGUCCCCUGCCCCGACGGGCGACGCCUACGACCCGAGCAUGGACCAGACCAACACGGCCGUGUACAUCACAUGCGGGGUCAUAGCCUUCAUCAUAGUGGUGGGGGUGUCCACCAAAGUGGCGUACGACAAGGCCACCCAGCCACCUCAGGAAAUGAACAUACACAGAGCUCUAGCAGAUAUUUUGAGGCAACAAGGACCCAUUCCUAUAUCCCAGUAUGACUGUGAAAACUUUGCGGCAAUGAACAGCUCAUCCAAAGACAACACUCCACAGCGGACGGGCUCCAAAAACCAUUACACCCCUGUUCACACUUCCAAAUCAAAUCAUGGUGGACACUACUCGAAGGAGAGCAGCCGUGGCGGAGGGCACGACCUGCACAACUUCAUCUCGUCCGGCUUCGUGACUCUGGGGAGAGGCCAUGUGAAAGGGGAGAGGCACUGGCCGGUGCGGUCUCAGAGUCACCAUGGCACCCAUCAACACAACUACAACCAUCUGGGUCUCAGUAGCCCCACUCGAACACCUAAAAAUGAGAACACACGCAUGAACAGUAUCCUCACAUCGCAGACGGAGCCAUACGAUCUGUCCUUCUCCCGCUCUUUCCAGAGCCUCUCACACCUGCCUCCUUCCUACGAGUCUGCCAUGAAGGCUGACCUCAACAAGUACUCCUCACUGAAAAGACUCACGGACAAGGACGUGGAUGACUACUACACCCGCAAGAGGCACCUUCCUGACUUAGCAGCACGAGGCACCCUCCCUCUUCACAUGAUAAAAAUGAAUCAGAUGAACCAAGAGUCACAGAGCAGUCAGCAGGCCCAGCAGCAGCAGCAGCCUCCACGACAGCGUCCUCGCCGUGUCCAGAGAGCCAUGUCCCAGGACCGUGUGCUUUCCCCUGAGCGUGGCUACGCUCAAGACUACCCCAUGUCCCCCUAUGGCAUGUCCCCGUACGGGGGGCGCAUACUGUCUGAUGAGCAGUUGCUCUCAGCUGAGCGUCUGCGAUCCCAUGAGCGCCUCAUAUCACAGGACCGCCUGCACUCACAAGAUCGCCACUACUCACAGGAACGCAUCCACUCACAGGAGCGUCUGCUGUCCCAGGAACGCCUGCAGCACUCCCAGGAGCGCCUCUACUCACAGGAGCGUCUGUACUCACAGGACCGGCUGCGUUCACAGGACCCGCUGCUGUCCCCUGAUAAGAUGAUGUCUGUCAAGCGCUCCAGCUUCCACGGCGACAGGUCCAUGUCCAGAGCCAUAUCCCACACGGACGUGUUCAUGCCCACCACGCCGGUCAUGGAUCGCUACAAGAUGACCAAAAUGCAUUCGCAUCCCAGUGCCUCAAACAGCAACAGCGCUGCUGCUGCUGCUGCCGCCGCCGCUGCACACAACACCAUAAGCACGAACCAGACGGCCUCCAAGAGGCAAGCGUUCGCCUCGCGCCGCACGCAGACCGUGGAGCAGCUCCACUACGUCCCUCCGGCUGCCCAGCAGCAGCAGCACCACCAUCACUACCGCACAGGCAGCAAGACCGAAGUAACUGUUUAACUCGGACCUCAGCGACCAGCCAGCCGCCAGAAAACCCAAGAGACUACAGCGCGAGAGAGCCAGUCUGACCACUAGUCCUCGUCUAUGGUUUCCGCAGUGACUGACCCCAGCACCAGCCCGAAUAUAUUCAGACAAAGAGGCCCUUCCAUGUGCAUAUCCAACAUUUCCCUGCGUUUGUAGAUCACAGAUAAAAAGAAUGGACUAGAGGCUUGCGUGGUUCGUCCGGACAGAAAAUAAAAAUGUCCGUCCAGUUCUGCAGUUCUUAAGGGCUUUGCAUGGAAACUCACAGAGGCCUGAUAGAAGAGCGACAGAAGGUACAAAAGAAAGCGUGCUAGUUGAUGUGGAUGUGGAAUGGAAUUGUGUAACUUUAUAAAUAUAUAAAUACAGAUACUGUUUGUACUUCCAGUCCUAGUCAUAGCUUUAGAAGUUCUUAAAUUAAACCAAUGUUAGCACUUCUAUUGGUGCCUCUACGAAAAAUGUUCCAUUUCAACAACGAAGUGGUUUUGUGGGUUAAAAAGCACAAUUGAUUAAAUGCGUUCAUUCUGUUCAUUUGUUUGUUUUUUUCUUCUUUCAUUUCUUUUUUUCAUUAGUUUGGUUAGUGAUGGCUAGCACGUAUCAGUUUGUUCUUUAAUUAACGGCAAAUUCCUUUGCAUAGAAGAUUGUAAAUAAGCUAUUUUAGCCGCAGUAAAUGGACAAGUCUGUUCUGGUUGGCGUUUGUAUUACUGUAGCUUUAUUUUAGAGAUUCAAGAAUUAUAGACGACCCACUAACCCAGUAUUGGACUGUUUUAAACAAAUACAGUAAUUUAUGUGUGCCAUUUUAAAUGUGUUUGUAGGAUGAAAACUGGGUGAAUGUUGUCGACAAACCAUGACCACUCUUGAUAUCUGGCUGUAGACUGUGCUCCAGUGAGUGACUCACAAGACGAAUAUAUUAUGCUUGUUGUAGUAGCUUCAAAUAAACCAUCCUUAUUUUUCUAAACAUGA
Molecule: messenger RNA, 3360 nt
Organism: Colossoma macropomum (tambaqui)
Lineage: Eukaryota; Metazoa; Chordata; Actinopteri; Characiformes; Serrasalmidae
Gene: shisa6b
Product: protein shisa-6
Exons: 9
Coding region: 463-2379 (638 amino acids)
Biological process (GO): regulation of AMPA receptor activity; regulation of short-term neuronal synaptic plasticity
Cellular component (GO): dendritic spine membrane; postsynaptic membrane; postsynaptic density
Source: RefSeq, a predicted model, not a curated record